Molecule: messenger RNA, 8159 nt
Organism: Salarias fasciatus (jewelled blenny)
Lineage: Eukaryota; Metazoa; Chordata; Actinopteri; Blenniiformes; Blenniidae
Gene: slc8a1b
Product: solute carrier family 8 member 1b
Exons: 11
Coding region: 472-3312 (946 amino acids)
Biological process (GO): sodium ion transmembrane transport; cell communication; calcium ion import across plasma membrane
Cellular component (GO): sarcolemma; axon; postsynapse
Molecular function (GO): calcium:sodium antiporter activity
Source: RefSeq, a predicted model, not a curated record
AACCGGGAAGGGAAGAAUGAGGAAGAAGUCCGCCGCGCCGCGCGCUCCGUCCCAGCGAAUGCGGGUUUGCUGAUGAAGCGCGGCUCCGGUCACCCGAUCAUACAGGUCACUCCGGGCGCUGCGUGGAAACCGGGACCGCGGCACAGCGGAAAACCACGGCCACACGCACACUGCGCCGCCGGUGCAUGGGAAUCCGGACUCCUCUGCCCUCCUCCCGCGCGCCUCGCUGGUUGGAAACGCCGCUAUAAGAGCCGCCCGCGUCUCCAUUACCAUUCCCCACUCCUGGCUCACCUCCACUCCUCCUCCACCUCCUCCUCCUCCUCCUCCUCCUCCUCCUCCUCUCACUCCUUCAGCUCCCAGUGUCACUACAGACCGAACGCCGCUGCUUCCUCUCCGGAUUGUGGAUCACUCUCGGGACCAUCAAGGAAAUAAAGGUUGAACUCCAUCGGUAAUCAUCACCUCACCGUCACCAUGGGCUGCUGGGAUCACUCCUCUCUCUGGUCGCCUGCUUUGAGGAUAGCAGUCGUUACGACGAUCCUCCUCCUCGAGCUCCACCCCUCGCUGGCCGGCGCCCCUCCCGAGCCCAACCUCGGCGGCUCCGUUUCAGCCGUGUCCACCAACAAAACCGAUUGCAGCAAAGCCGAGCAGUGUUCGAAGGGGGUGAUCCUGCCUGUGUGGGAGCCCGUCAACCCCUCGUUUGGCGACAAGGUGGCGAGGGCGACGGUCUACUUCGUGGCUCUGGUCUACAUGUUUCUGGGCGUGUCCAUCAUCGCGGACCGCUUCAUGGCGUCGAUAGAGGUCAUCACGUCGCAGGAAAAGGAGAUCACCAUUAAAAAACCCAACGGGGAAACCACCACAACCACCGUCCGGAUCUGGAACGAGACCGUCUCCAACCUCACGCUCAUGGCUCUGGGCUCCUCCGCCCCUGAAAUCCUCCUGUCGGUCAUCGAGGUUAUCGGUCACGGGUUUGAUGCCGGCACUCUGGGCCCCUCCACGAUCGUGGGUUCGGCAGCUUUCAACAUGUUCGUCAUCAUCGGUAUCUGUGUGUACGUGGUCCCCGACGGCGAGACGAGGAAGGUCAAGCACCUGCGCGUCUUCUUCGUCACGGCCACCUGGAGCAUCUUCGCCUACAUCUGGCUCUACCUGAUCCUGUCGGUCAUCUCGCCCGGGGUGGUGCAGGUGUGGGAGGGGCUGCUCACCUUCCUGUUCUUCCCCAUCUGCGUGGUGUUCGCCUGGGUGGCCGACCGCCGCCUGCUGUUCUACAAGUAUGUGUACAAGCGCUACCGUACCGGGAAGCAGCGCGGCAUGAUCAUCGAGACCGAGGGAGACCGUCCGCUCCCCUCCAAGGUGGACAUCGAGAUGGAUGGGAAGAUGCUGAACUCGCAUGGCGUUGACUUCCUCGACGGUCCGCUGGGCUUGGACAUCGAUGAGAAGGAUCUGGACGAGGAGGAGACCCGGAGGGACAUGGCCAAGAUCCUGAAGGAGCUUAAGCAGAAACACCCUGACAAGGAGGUGGAACAGCUGAUCGAGCUCGCCAACUACCAAGUCCUGAGCCAGCAGCAGAAGAGCCGCGCCUUCUACCGCUGCCAGGCCACCCGGCUGAUGACGGGCGCCGGAAACAUCCUGAAGAAGCACGCCGCCGACCAGGCCCGGAAGGCCGUCAGCAUGCACGAGGUUCGCUCCGACGCCUGCGACAACGACCCCAUCUCCAAAAUCUUUUUCGAGCCCGGUUCCUACCAGUGUCUGGAGAACUGCGGCACGGUGGCGGUGAACGUGGUGCGGCGCGGCGGCGACACGGGGAAGACCAUUUCUGUGGAGUACCGGACGGAAGACGGCACCGCCAACGCCGGCUCGGACUAUGAGUUCACGGAGGGCGUGGUGGUGUUCAAACCCGGCGAGACGGUGAAGGAAAUCCGCGUGGGCAUCAUCGACGACGACAUCUUCGAAGAGGACGAGAACUUCCUGAUUCACCUCUCCAGCGUCAAGGUGUUGACCUCAGAGGGGGAGGAGCCCGAGGAGGGCGAGUCGGCCAAUCACGUGGACUCGGUGGCCUGCCUGGGCCUGCCCUCCACCGCCACCGUCACCAUCUUUGACGACGACCACGCCGGUAUCUUUACCUUCGAAGAGCCCGUCUGCCACGUCAGCGAGAGCGUGGGCACCAUGGAGGUCAAGGUGCUGAGAACCUCGGGGGCUCGCGGCGUGGUCAUGCUGCCCUACAAGACAAUGGAGGGAACGGCGCGCGGCGGCGGCGAGGACUUCGAAGACACUCACGGCGUCCUGGAGUUUCAGAACGACGAGAUCUUGAAGACCAUAACCGUUAGGAUCUUAGACCGGGAGGAGUACAAUAAGCAGUCCUCCUUCUACCUUCUGCUCCAAACCCCCCAGUGGAGACGCAGCGGGAAGGAACGGACAGAGGAGCAGCAGAAAGAGGAGGAGGAGGAAGAAGAGGCUCUGACGGGCAAAGAUGAAGAGGAGCGGCGCAUCGCCGAGAUGGGACGUCCCAUGCUGGGCGACCACGUCAAGCUGGAGGUCAUCAUAGAGGAGUCGUACGAGUUCAAGAACACGGUGGACAAGCUGAUCAAGAAGACCAACCUGGCUCUGCUGGUGGGAACCAACAGCUGGAGGGACCAGUUCAUAGAGGCCAUCACCGUCAGCGCAGGAGAAGACGACGACGAUGAAGAGUGCGGCGAGGAGAAGCUGCCGUCCUGCUUCGACUACGUCAUGCACUUCCUCACCGUCUUCUGGAAGGUGCUCUUCGCCUUCGUCCCGCCCACGGAGUACUGGAACGGCUGGGCCUGCUUCGUCGUCUCCAUCUGCAUGAUCGGACUGCUCACCGCCAUCAUCGGCGACCUGGCGUCUCAUUUCGGCUGCACGGUGGGCCUGAAGGACUCCGUCACAGCAGUAGUAUUUGUCGCUUUGGGAACUUCUGUACCAGAUACAUUUGCCAGUAAAGUAGCUGCUAUCCAGGAUCAGUAUGCAGACGCCUCCAUUGGGAACGUGACGGGCUCCAACGCCGUCAACGUGUUCCUGGGCAUCGGGGUGGCGUGGUCCAUCGCCGCCAUCUACCACAACAGCAAGGGGGACGAGUUCAGGGUGGACCCGGGCCGGCUGGCGUUCUCCGUCACGCUCUUCACCAUCUUUGCCUUCAUCUGCGUCGCCACGCUGAUGUAUCGGCGGCGGCCGGAGAUCGGCGGCGAGCUGGGCGGGCCCCGGACUGCCAAGGCCCUGACCACCAUGCUGUUCGUCAGCCUGUGGCUCCUCUACAUCCUCUUCUCCUCGCUGGAGGCUUACUGCCACAUCCAGGGCUUCUAAGACGGUGGGAAACAACAGCAACAGCGUCAAAGUAGAGUGGGACAGAGGAGCGUGGAGGGAGAAAGCCAGGGGGAGGUGGAUGAAUGGAUGGAUUAGGAAGUGAAGGCUGUCUCAUUGAUCUAUCACUCUCUCCCUUUUUGCAAUAGACUGAAUGACAGAUGAAUGAAAAGAUGUACAGAUGAAGAACUGCAGAAGGAUGCAUUAAUAAAUCUAGAGCAGGACGGAAGGAGGUGCGGACGCUGGACGGACAACGAUAAAUGUGGGAAUCCGAAAAGAGAAAAGGAAGAAACAAAAGGAAAGCAUUGUCUGUGUCGCUCUACAAAUCCGAAACCAAUCAAGCCGUCUUAACCUCUCUCAUGUUUCAAAAUACACAAAAACCAAUCCUAACAGAGAAACACAACGUGUCCGAGCUCGUUCAAGCAAUCCAAGCAGGAGGAUGAAUAAAGAAGACCGGCGAGCGGUCUGAGCUGCUACCCGGGACGCGCCGCUUCAACAACAAUCACGUUACCGUUUCUUCUGUGUCCGGGCAUGAGCGAGACGGAAACAGACCAAAUCACUGCAUCUCAGUAUGUUACCUGCAUGACCGGACCAUGCUGAAACCAGAAGAAACCGGAUACAUUGCCACAACCGUUUGACAAACUGUGUGUGUGCUGGUGUGUGACGGUGUGUUCAUGUCGCUUGUGUGUUGUGGGAAGAUGGUUAAGUACUGUGAAGAAAAAAAAAACAAACAAACAAAACAAAAAAAAAAACGCCUCUCGUUUUUUGCUGUGUGAGAUGAAAUGUGCUUCGGUGUUGGAAGCCUCUCCGACUCUCCCGGCCUGUGGAAAUGCUGAGUGGGACUCUUUCAUGGGAGGACGCGCAAUCAGCGAGGCAAAGUGUUUUCAUCACCACUGAGGGUAGAAACUGUAAAUACAAAGAGCUGAACGUGCAUUCUGGCUCCACUAUUUUCCUUCUGAAUGUCUUAGUUACGCCAUGCGCUCCUGAACGGGCCCUCUUUCUGUUGCUUCAAACUGUAGAUGUAAAUGAUUUAAGGUCUAAUUUGAAUUCGAGGAAGGGUUAGUGUGCUUUUACCUUUAAUAAGGCCGCGUCUGAGAAGACCGACAGGCCACUCUACUGUUAAAAACUGUUUGCGACGCUAUUACCAUUGCAUAAAUAUCUAGGUUACUCUUCUGUGUUUGUUCUUUUCUGAUCGUGGGUCUCAGUUUGGGCGUCAUCCUCCGUGAAGCCUGUAAGCCGUCUCUUCACUCGUUCCUGUGAUCAUCCGUCUCUCCUCGACUUAACAGCUUCGCUCCAGAUCCCUGUGUGUCUUAAGCACCUCCCCCUGGCUGGUCAGCGGACCAAUCAAAAUCCUCAAGGGCUUUGUAAGAAACAACCACUAAUCCCUAACCCUGACCCUCGAUUCAUGACUCUCGGGUAGAUUGGUCUUUAGGGGGAUGUUUAACAGGGGUUUAUAUCACUUCACACGUCGGCUUUGCUUUACUGUGGCAUCAGCGGAUGUGAAAAAGCAGCUACACCUCUUCGUCAUCAGACCAGUAUCUGUAAUUACAUCCAAAAAUAAGUGACCUGCUGAUCCGAAGUGCGCGGUCCAGCCAGGCUGCGACCUUUUUUUCCCCCCUAACUAAUUACGACGACUUCUUCAAAGUGUGCAGUCAGCUCGAUCCAGAAACAGAACGUCCACGCUGUGUCCUCUCGGCUCACUCUCACGCCUGAAACCACGAGCCUCCGCGCAGCAUCGCCACGGCUCUAACCCAAAAAGAAUCAGUUCCAGCAACCACAAUCAUUCAGUUUCGGUAAUAUGUUUCAUUUUAGCAUUCGAAUAGGUGUGUAGAAACAUGUCCCAAACGCAAAACAAUGUUUAGAACAGUACUUCUGAUCAAUUAACAGUCGCUUUUUUGUUUCCUGGUCCACAGUCGGUGUUUCUUUUAAAUUUAAUGUAAUUAUAUUGAACCAUAAAGUGGCUCUACGGCUGGUGAGAGUCUGGAAAUGAUUAAAUCACUCAGAACUCAUUAGAUGCUGUUCAUCCUUUUGAUUAAAAGCAUGAACGACACAAAUGGCGAAAUAUCUGAUCUCAUAUUUCGUUUCAUUUGGUUUUUCGGCAACAUAACAUGUCCGUGCUUUGAUCUUGAAAUUCACCACGAGCAGGCAGGAGACGGGCUCCAUUAAAAUUAUCUGUCAACACUUUGAAACAGAGGUGUUGAAAACGGCUCCCGGCGGGCCGCACUGAUUCGGUUUGGACGUCUCCCAGCUUCAACACACCUGAGUCCGAGGAAAGUGUCAUAAUCGCGCUCGGCAGGAAGCCGGAUGGGAAGCCCGUCGUCCCGGUCUGGUGUUUAGGAACAGAGAGAGGUUGAAAACAUGAAGCGUGGCCCUCGUGGACCAGGGCUGAACUGAAGGCUGUAAAACACUACAUGUGCUGUCUGCUAAUAAUUUGAUCCGAAAACAUGUUUCUUCCUCAAUAAACAGUCACUUGAUCCUCAUCGCAAAAACUGACAUUAUCAGACAGCAGCUGUCUGGAAACUUCUUUCAUGAUUCAGUAUUACAAAAACAAUAUUAUUAAAAAAAGACACAUUUCUCUGAGUGUUAUCAGCCCUCUAAAUGGCCGUUAUCAACUGUAUUGAAAGACGAAAAGAAAACUAUGGGCUGUUGGACCCGUUGUGUUUCCUCGUGUAAAGAUUAUUCAACAUGUCGAGACAAUUUGAUGUUGAAAACGUCUUUAAAUGGGACUUGAUCAGUGUUCCCCAACCUCCCCACUACACAGACCUUCCCACUAGACACACUACCUCACACUUCACCGUAAGCUGCCCUCAUGGUUCUUUUAGCCGUUCCAGUUCCCAGUGGACCGAACCUGUUGGCCCAACGCUGGGAGGUGAAAACAGCUGAUAAUCGGCCAUUUAAAUGGAUGAUAAUGUUUCAACUGACAAAAAUGAAGCCUUUUUUUUUUUCUUUUUAAUGUGUAAAGUGUAAAUCCUUUCAGAGGUUUAGACUUCAGACUGUUAACUACUUUACUCAUUCAGAUAAACCUAGCCAGGUAGUUUCUGUAGUCCAUUAUUUGUCGAAUGGCUCUUACUGUAAGCAACUAAAUUGGUCAGAUUUGUUUUUUUUAAAUGUAUGAACUAAUCCUUUAAAUGUCAUCUGUGAACUGAGAUCUAGGCUAGAUGUAAUCCAUUUUAGACUUGGCAAGUAUUCUGUCAAGACAGCUCUUAACCCCUGUGAGAGCGCCGAGCCGCGCAGAGCCCCAGAUUGGUUGAGUUCGGCAAAUCCAGCGCAUGAGGAGGAAUCACUUCAAACUUCACUGGAGUCUUUCAUUCAGUCUGAUUCUCCGGUGGAUAUUUGGCUACGUGACGCUACAGAGAGGUUCAGUAACUCGAUAUGCAACUGAGAUUAAUGCCUCACUGCUCUUAACUCUCGGUUUUAAAAGAGCUUUGGCGAUUAUACGUUGGUUUAAAACGUGAUGAGCUGCAGCACGACUUGCAUUUGCCAAACUCAGCACAACGUGAGGUUCUCCCCUGGAGCCGCUGUUCUCGUGUGAAGGCCUUGGAGUGGCAGUUUACCCCUGUUUUGCCAAAGGGAAAUCUUUCUAUCAUAAAGUUAAUAUUUGCAGUCCAAACUGUAAAGGGUUUUCUAACCAAUGGAUAUUUCUUAAAAUGCCAAAUAUUCAUAUUUCAUUAACAAUCUGAAGAAGGAAAAAAAAAAGAUAUUUAAAAAAAAAAAAAGCCUUGAUGUUGUUUUAACCUAACCUGAAUCUUUCUAUUUAAAUUUGUAUGUAUUUGUCUCUUCACUGGCAUGGAGCUGAAGGUUUGUACACUGUAAAGAAAAACAAAGCGAAAACAAAAAACUUGCUAGCUUGCGCAAAAAAAAAAAAAAUGUCAGUGCGCAGGAAUGAAAUGCUUGCAGUAAAGUAGUAGUUUGCAUCAAAACUAAUUUGUUGCACAAUAUUUUCCAGAAGCUAUAUUGAUUUGCGCUGCACCGCCUCCCCCAGCGUGUCGACUGCGACCCGAAGCUCGUCUGACGCGACGCUGAGGUCAGAUUAACUAGAAGGGAAGCUAAACAACCAGCGCUGCCAGGUGAACAAUAAAUUAUAAUAUCAUAUCCGUAUAAUAAUCUGGCCUGCUGUAUGAUGUGUGAUCAAUAAUCCCAGAUGAUUUGACGGUUUCUUAAUCCAAUGCGACAUAUUUGUAAUUGACUGUGAUUGGCUGGAGCAUGAGAUAUGAGCACAUUUGAAAUGAGUGGUGACUUGUAACAAUCAGACAGUUUUCAUUUGAAAUUGUUUUUUUAAAUGUUGUAUUAUUGCAAAAUCUCUCACACAUGCAUGUCAAUUAAUCAAUUGUUGGUGAAAUAACUAUAUUUCCAAUGAGUUCUCCCAGUCCUACCCUCAUUCCUCACAUAGACUGACUAUAAUUUGAUUGUCGCACAAUUUUAGACUUGAUAUGAUAAUUUCCCCCUAAAAAAAAAACUAGUGUUCCACCUGGCAACGCUGGCUCUCUUUCUUAAGCAACUCGCAAAAACCCGCAAUAGCAUUUAACUUUUAACUUCCUGCUUUGGUUUGGACUUCAGAGGUUAGCAAAUUCACUGCUGUACAUAGAUGUGACGAGCAGGAGGAGUGAGCUGUAGAUUACAGUCGUCUGGGUUCCUUUUAUUCGUUGCUGGUGGGGGCUGAAGAACAAGCGGGCAGCGUUUUAAAUGAAGGAGAAGCAUUGCACUGGUUUUUGUCGCUUAUGUGGAACGGCUACCAAGUUGUUUCAUGAGACUUGCUUCUGAUGUAAACAACAGUUGUUUUGUUUUUGUUUUUUGACUGAUUUACACAAUAAUAAUGAUGUACCUGAUGUAAAAAGAGAAGAAAAAACAAA